UUGUGGUGAUGGUGUUGUUGUUGUUGUUUUAAAUUACAAUUCCUUUUUUAAAUCAGUCCCCACUUCCUUCAGAAGCAUAUUUUAGAGGCAUUAUAUAAUAAUCGCUGCGGUGGUUCAAACUGCUUGCGUUUGAAGCCGAUUUGGAUUGACUAAACAAACAGCGAUGUGAAUGUGAAGUCACGUGAGAGGAGCUCUCUCUAACAGCGCCGCGCUCGCUGGUGAGAGGAGCUCUCUCUAACAGCGCCGCGCUCGCUGGUGAGAGGAGCUCUCUCUAACAGCAUCCCUCUUGCUGCAUUGACCCCAAACCCUAUUGCAUUGCUAUUAUACUUUUCUGGUCACAACAAAUUAUUACUAUUAUUAUUAUUGCGUCAUUUAGCAGACGCUUUUAUCCAAAGCGACUCACAGAGACUAGGAGGGUGAACUCUGCAUCAUCAACAACUGCUGCUGCUGCUGCUGCAGAGUCACUUCCAAUAGGAGCUCGUUUGUUUGACGUCUCAUCCGAAGGACGGAGCACAAGGAGGUGAAGCGACUCGCUCAGGGUCACACACACACACGCACACACACACACACACAGGCAGUCAGUGGCUGAGCCGGGAUUUGAACCUCCUGCUAUCGAGACCCCUUUUCUUUCACCGCUGGACCCCCAAGCCUUCUUAUUUAAAUAUUCAGCAUUUUAUUCUAAAGUAAUUUCUAGGGUUAAUUUUGAAAGACAGAUAUUGCAGGAAAAAAAAAACUAAAGCUUUUUGUUUAACUAAAUUAGAGUUGUUAUCAUAAUAACGGUUAUUUAAUUUAUUUAUUUAUUAAUAACCGGUAGCGCGAUGCCAGUUGAAAAUGCUCCAGAAUUUUAGGAGGAUGUGAUCUCGACCGUGCUGGUAGCUGGUCGGGGAUGGAUUGCUCUCCCCUGGCUGGUCGGUUCACUCCCCCGUCUCCUCUCUAUCGGUUGCUCGGCGGUCGGCUGCUCUCGCCUCUUUGCGAAUGAAAGACAGACAGACUCCUCGAGCAGGGCGAGUGAUGCUGCCUCUGCGAAUCGAGAGUAAUUAAAUACAGCGCUUAAAAACAUUAUAUAUGAGUACAUGUACACUGUACUGCAAAGAUGGAAUCUCAGUGCGAAUAUUUCAUGUAUUUCCCGGCCGUGCCCAUUUCCGAGCUGUCAGACCCGGCGCGGUACCGGUCGUUACCCCGGCGGAGUCACCUGUACCUGGGGGAGACGGUGCGCUUCUUACUGGUGCUGCGGUGCCGGGACGGGGGCGGCUCCGGCGGGGCAGACUCGCAGAGCGGCCGGGCUUGGAGGGAGCUGGCCGGCUCUUUGUCCGCCGUGGCCAGCGUCAGCCCCGGCGGGAGCGGCCAGCAGCAGGGCGACGGAGACGAGACUGGGUUAGAGGCCGAGGAAGAGCAACCAGCGCCCGGCCGAGGAGACGGGAAGACCCGCGGCUUCCGGGAGUGCAAGCCGCUGCUGAUCCACAAUAACAGUGGGAGCAGCGGGAAGGAGUUCCGGAAAGCGCCGGUGCAGUCUCCUCUCGAUGAGCCGGUGGUCCUGAGCGAUGAGGUCAUCUUCCCCCUGACCGUCUCACUGGACAAGCUGCCCGUCGGCACCCUGAAGGUCAAGAUCAUAGUGACCGUGUGGAAGCACGAUGUGGAGAAGGCUGAGGUUCGAGAGCACGGCUACCUGACCAUCCUGCAGAACCGCAGCCCCGCCCACAUAUUCAGAGAGGACCUCAACACAUUCAAGGCUCAGGUCAGCACGACCCUGACCGUGCUCCCCCCACCCACCGUCAAGUGUCAGCAGCUCACCGUGUCGGGAAAAUACCUGACCGUGCUGAAAGUUUUAAACACCUCCUCUCAGGAAGAGAUCUCUAUCCGGGACGUUCGGAUUUUGCCAAAUUUCAACGCGUCCUACCUUCCCAUGAUGCCGGACGGGUCGGUGCUGCUCGUCGACAAUGUGUGCCACCAGUCGGGAGACGUCGCCAUGGCGUCCUUCUACAGGAUUGACAGCGUCUCCAGUCGCCUUCCCAGCAUGCUCAGCGCCCUGGAGGAGCACAACUUCCUGUUUCAGCUGCAGGUCAACGAGAGGCCGCAGGAAGACGCCAAAGAGGGGCUGGAGGUCCCCCUGGUUGCUGUGAUCCAGUGGUCGACCCCCAAGCUGCCCUUCACAAGCUGCAUCUACACACAUUACAGGCUGCCCAGUAUCGGGGUGUCCCGGCCCCGCUUCGUGAUGAUGGCGUCCUGCGAGUCUCCCGUGUCGGUUAGGCAGCGCUUCCUGGUCCGAUACACUCUGCUCAACAACCUGCAGGACUUUCUGGCAGUGAGGCUGGUGUGGACCCCCGAGAGCACCAUCGCGGGGAAGCUCCUGUCCCGGGAGGACUCCGCCCCCUCGGAGGCGGGGCUCAGCGCUGUGGUCUGCCACACCCCCCUCAGCAGCCUGGGGUCCUGCCGCAAGGGGAGCAGCCUCGCCUUCAGCGUGAGCUUCCAGAUACUGAGAGCCGGGCUCUACGAGCUCAGUCAGCACAUGAAGCUGAAGCUGCAGUUCACGGCCUCUGUGUCUAACCCUCCCCCCGAGGCGCGGCCCCUGUCCCGGAGGAGCAGCCCGGGCAGCCCUGCGGUGCGGGACCUGCUGGAGAGACGGGAGGCGAGCCUGGGCCGGUCACAGUCCUUCAGCCACCAGCAGCCCUCGCGCUCCCACCUCACCAGGACCGGCAGCGUGAUGGAGCGCAGAGCCAUCACCCCCCCAGUCUCCUCUCCCAUUGGCCGGCCGCUGUACCACCCCCAGGAGAAAGCCGUGCUGUCAUUGGACAAGAUCGCCAAACGCGAGUGCAAGGUGCUGGUGGUGGAGCCUGUCAAGUGACAACACCUCCUCCCCAGCACAGACCUGUCAAGUGACAACACCUCCUCCCCAGCGCAGACCUGUCAAGAGACAACAUCUCCUCCCCAGCGCAGACCUGUCAAGAGACAACACCUCCUCCCCAGCGCAGACCUGUCAAGUGACAAUACCUCCUCCCCAGCGCAGACCUGUCAAGAGACAACACCUCCUCCCCAGCGCAGACCUGUCAAGAGACAACACCUCCUCCCCAGCGCAGACCUGUCAAGUGACAAUACCUCCUCCCCAGCACAGACCUGUCAAGUGACAAUACCUCCUCCCCAGCACAGACCUGUCAAGAGACAACACCUCCUCCCCAGCGCAGACCUGUCAAGUGACAACACCUCCUCCCCAGCGCAGACCUGUCAAGAGACAACACCUCCUCCCCAGCGCAGACCUGUCAAGUGACAACACCUCCUCCCCAGCGCAGACCUGUCAAGUGACAACACCUCCUCCCCAGCGCAGACCUGUCAAGUGACAACACCUCCUCCCCAGCGCAGACCUGUCAAGUGACAACACCUCCUCCCCAGCGCAGACCUGUCAAGAGACAACACCUCCUCCCCAGCGCAGACCUGUCAAGAGACAACACCUCCUCCCCAGCGCAGACCUGUCAAGUAUUGUUGUGAGGGAGGGAUGAUGAACUGGAUAACAUAGCAUGACAUCGCAUCGCAUAAACAACUUUCAACUGCUUUCCUGGAAACAAGCGGUGACUCAAAACUGGCUUCCCCUUUAAGAGUCUUGUAUGAAAUGCAGCUACAGUUCUUUUCACAUCCCCUUUAAAACUCAUUUUUAAAAGUCUUAAAAGGGAUUAUUUUUUUCCCCCACACAAAAAAAGAAAAAACCCAACAGGGGGUCCGAAUUACUUGAAUUGAUCUUCUAACAUUAAUAGAGAUUGUGAGGGAGAGAGAGACUGUGUAUAGAGAUUGUGAGGGAGAGAGAGACUGUGUAUAGAGAUUGUGAGGGAGAGAGAGACUGUGCAUAGAGAUUGUGAGGGAGAGAGAGACUGUGUAUAGAGAUUGUAUGAAGCGCUGCUGAGGGAGGGAGAGACUGUGUAUAGAGAUUGUGAGGGAGAGAGAGACUGUGUAUAGAGAUUGUAUGAAGCGCUGCUGAGGGAGGGAGAGACUGUGUAUAGAGAUUGUGAGGGAGAGAGACACUGUGUAUAGAGAUUGUAUGAAGCGCUGCUGAGGGAGGGAGAGACUGUGUAUAGAGAUUGUGAGGGAGAGAGAGACUGUGUAUAGAGAUUGUAUGAAGCGCUGCUGAGGGAGGGAGAGACUGUGUAUAGAGAUUGUGAGGGAGAGAGAGACUGUGUAUAGAGAUUGUAUGAAGCGCUGCUGAGGGAGGGACUGUGUAUAGAGAUUGUGAGGGAGAGAGAGACUGUGUAUAGAGAUUGUAUGAAGCGCUGCUGAGGGAGAUACUGUAUAGAGAUUGUAUGAAGCGCUGCUGAGGGACAGACUGUGUUGUGGGUUGCGUGGAAGGAGUCUGUGUAUAGGGUGGGGGUGCAGCAGGGUGUACCCCCUUUAGUCACAACGAGAAGCUACUGCUGAAGAGGCACAGAGGGCUUCUUUCAAUGUUUAGGGAGUUUGUUUUAACUGUCUAACACUGGAAAUGUGUUUUAUGUACUGUAUAAGAAAAUGCCACUGAUGGUCUCGCAGGAUGGGUUCCAGUAGAGAUUGCAUGUUGCCAAACCCAGUCCAGCAUGGGACAGGCUGGUACUGGGAACACUGGGAGAGUGGCUGAACAGGCAUCAGAGACAGUGCUCUAUUCUAGUCCCUUUGUAUUCUGUCCUUUCUGCCUCGUUGUGGUCUCGUCUCUAUGGCAGGACGCUGUGGCCGCGCUGUCCCUCGUCUCUAUGGCAGGACGCUGUGGCCGCACUGUCCCGGCACGGCGUCUUCGUUUCCGUGUUGUUGUUUAGGUUCGAGACUGGCCGUGUUUCACAUGGAUAUUUUUUUCAUGUUAUGCGCUCCUGUGGGUUUUUCCUGCGGUGACGGCUGCUUUCUGCACUGUGUUGUGUUGUUGCCCCAGCCAGCCAGAUCACACGAACACAGGGAGACCGUCUUACUGUUUUUAAAAUGCGUGCCGUUGUGUUUUUAACAAUCAUCGUCUGUGUCUCAAGCACUUUAUUUAAAUUCUAAUUUAUUUAAAAACAAAAUGUUUUUAGAGCUGUUUUAUUGUGUUUAAAAUGCUGUUGCUGUUUUUUUUAAUCUUGUUGUAUGUUUUGUUUGUUUGUUGUUAAAGACACUGGAAAUAUUUCUCAAGGAGAUCUCCUGUCUGUGCUUGUUUAACCAGUGCUGACUGGUUUAAUAAAUCUGAUUGGCUGACAGGUCCAUGCCUGACCAA
This is a messenger RNA of Acipenser ruthenus (sterlet), 5191 nucleotides long. RefSeq names its product trafficking protein particle complex subunit 14 (gene trappc14). Gene Ontology annotation, molecular function: alpha-tubulin binding. Lineage: Eukaryota; Metazoa; Chordata; Actinopteri; Acipenseriformes; Acipenseridae. The record is from RefSeq and is a predicted model, not a curated record. Gene Ontology annotation, cellular component: TRAPPII protein complex. The coding region runs from base 1094 to 2842 and encodes 582 amino acids. Gene Ontology annotation, biological process: cilium assembly. The transcript has 11 exons.